Molecule: messenger RNA, 1874 nt
Organism: Carica papaya (papaya)
Lineage: Eukaryota; Viridiplantae; Streptophyta; Magnoliopsida; Brassicales; Caricaceae
Source: RefSeq, a predicted model, not a curated record
UUUAUAUCUAGUCCUUUCCUAAGAAGAACCAAAUUGGAUUUACCAAGUUGAUAUUUCAACUAGAGACAGCUUGGAAGUAAAGAAAGAUGCAUCUGGUAUUAAGGAUGACAUCGUAAUUUGGUUUGCAAAAACAACAAUGUAUCAUUAGCAAAAACAAAUGGGACCUCCACCAUUUUCUCUCCCUCUGCCGCAACCAACUCUAAGUCAGUUUUUGUUCCUUUGCUAUGAUAUUAAGCGCCUCCAUAGCAAUAAUGAAAAGAAGGGGAAGGAGGAUCCCUUGCAUUAGAGCCCUAGAGAUAUUGGAAACCUAGAAAGGCUGCAAUGAUACCUGCAAAAGAGUUGAAGAAAUGCAAGACCUCAUCCAGGAACACCAUUCUUCUCCAAACCCUAGACUCCUCAGCAUGUGAAACAGAAAACCGCAAGACAAAUGGUCAUAAAAAUUGAUAUCCACUUUAUAAACCAGCCCCUUCUUCCAUUUCAUUAGCAAUAGGUGCGGCAUCCAUUUUGUCUACCCUUUAGAAAAGCAUUCUGGCAAGUGCCCACAACAAGUACCCUGCACUCUUCAAGUCUUUUAAUUAAUACUUUACCAAGGAGCUUUCUAAGAGAACCCACCAAGCUAAUGGAUCUAAAUUCCUGCACGUAUGAAGCAACUUCAACUUCAGGGAUGAACACCAAGAAAAUGGAGUUAAGACUAAACAAAAAGGAGCUCUCUCAUAAAAAGGCAAGAAACAUUGCCAAAAAGUCUUCAUUCACAAUCACUCAUUAAUUCUGUAUGAAAUCCACAGAGAAGUCAUCUGGACUUGGGACUUUAUCCCCCUUAUAACUCAUGAGAGCUUCAAAAUCUCCUCAAGAAAAGUUCUCACAAACCAAAACCUACAUACGCUUCCACUUUGCAAGAAGGUUAAACACCGAAGAACUCAAGGUUUGCACCAUUGUUAAGGUUUAAGGUAAAGAUCCCCAAAAAUGCCAUUGACUGCGUCUCUUUGCUCCUGUUCCUCUCAUGAUCUUGACCAUGGCCACCAUCUUCUCAAUAUAGUUGUAGCAUCUGGAGGAGUAGCCAACUUGUGGGAAAAUCUAUUAUUGUUGUUACCCUCAUCCAAGUCGCUCUACAUCUCUGUCUCCAUGCAAUUUCUUCUGCUGUCUGUUCUGUAAAGCUAUUAUAGCAUGUUUUUUGUGUAUAGUUCUCCUUGGAUAGAACUGUGGAGCUAUUAUUUCAUGUAUACACUUUGUUAGUACCAGGGUAUGAGAGAUUGAUUGUUUACUAGCAAAAAGCAAAGUUUCAUUACCUUUUUGAAUAAUGUUCAAAGUGCUAGCCUGAAACAAAAUGUAGAAGAACUAUAUUCAUUGUUGUUUGAUGAUUGAGAGUUGACGUUGUUUGGAAUUAGCUGUCAGGAAACAAUGUCCUACUUAGUGAAAUUCUCAUACAGGAUUGGUCAGAUCUGUGGCGUCCUGAGCUUGCAGGGAGGAUUUCAAUGGUGAAUUCUCCCAGAGAGGUUGUAGGUGCAGUUUUGAAGUUUAUGGGGGCAUCAUACAACACACAGGACAUGGAUUUGCAAGUUGCUGGUGGUAGGGAUGCUGUCCAGAAGAAUUUGACAUUACUCAGGAAACAGGUUCGGCUAUUUGACAGCCAGCACUAUCUGAAAGCACUCAUCGUAGGAGAUGUGUGGGUAGCUGUUGGGUGGAGUAGUGAUGUUCUUCCUGUUGCGAAACGCAUGUCAAAUGUUGCAGUGGUUGUUCCCAAGUCUGGAGCAAGCUUAUGGGCUGAUCUCUGGGUUUGCCCCAUAUCUUGUCAUUUUAGUUCGAAGGUCUAUUUGUUAUACAGUAAUUUCUACUGGGCUUUGGAGGGUUCAUGUUAAAAAGUGAAGUGUUAAACU